This is a messenger RNA of Closterium sp. Naga37s-1, 6027 nucleotides long. The record is from the annotation of a GenBank genome assembly. NCBI's taxonomy places the organism in Eukaryota, Viridiplantae, Streptophyta, Zygnematophyceae, Desmidiales, Closteriaceae.
AUGAAUCGCGGCGGCCUGCGACUUGGGCCUACUCGCUGCGAGGCGGCGCCAUCCCCGCCGCCAGGAGGGCCGGUGGGAGGUGGAGGCGGAAGCGGUGGAGCGAGCGACAGCCUGAAGCGGGCCGCACGGGAGUUCUUCUCAACGAACCAAGGGCACCACCGCGACCACCACCAGGGGGUGCACUUCCCAGCUAGCAGCAGCACCACGCCGCACAGCGCGGCCACGCCUGCUGCUGCGCCCAUGGACAGCCAAGUCGAAGACGCGGUUUCCAGUGCUUAUCGCAAGAAGGUCGUGAAAGAGAGUCGCACCUCUCGAGGAAGCUCCUCGUCUAUUGGGACUCCUACCACCGCUGGUAUCACCAGCAGUAUUGAUUACUUGGUGCGGGAUGAGGACCUGGCGUGGUCCGCGCUGAUUGGGCGGCUGGCGAACAGCGACGGAGCGAGUGAUGGUGACAGCCGGGGGUUGGCAGCAGCCGUGCUGGACGCAGCGGCACUCCUGCCCGAGAUUGCAGCACUGCGUGUGGACGCCGCUGCUGCAGCCGCCGACAGGCUGCCUCUCCUCCUCCUUGACAGCGGCGUUGGUGCCGCUGGCAUGGCGGGCCCUGCUACAACCACUGCCGCCGCUGCUACAGCCACUGCUGCUGUUGUGAAAGCAGCGCUGGUCAAUGGAAAGUCAAGCAAGUCAACCACUGUGGCGCCCAACUCUGUCAUCGAGCAGUCGUCCCUCACUAAACUUGAAGCUGCUUCUGCUGGUGACAGCGAUGCUGCAGGACGCACCGCCCUGGUGGAGAAGAUACUGCGAGAGCAGCCAGACGUGGGGCAGCUGUACCUGCUCAUCCAGCCGCGGGGGGACACCACCGCGCACCAGCGCCUCGCCUCCCAGGUGAUUCCAUCGGCCAUUUUUGGGCAUCUGAAGCAGCGGUACGGCGAGGGCUACGAGGCGUUCAUGAGCAGCAAGCUGACGGCGGUGGACGGCAACAUAGGCGAGGAGAACCUGGGUCUCAGCGUGGUCACCAGUGCUGCUCUGGCGGAUAAAGUGGAUCUCAUCAUCAACUCCGCUGCCACCACUGACUUUGACGCCCGGUACGACGUGGCACUGAACAUCAACACGCUGGGCCCCCGGCGACUGUUGGCCUUCGCCAAGCAGUGCCGCCACCUGCAGCUGCUGCUGCACGUGUCCACUGCGUACGUGAACGGCAAGCGCAAGGGGCAGGCCAUGGAGCGCCCCUUCGCACCCGGGGACACCAUCGCAGCGGAGAUGCUCGCACAGGCCGCACACUCCCCUGCUGCCUCUGCUGCGGCUGCUGCAGCAGCAGGCAUUCCCGCGCUAGACGUGGACGGGGAGGUGGCGUUUGCGCAUAAGGAGCGCGCGGAAGUGGAGGCGGCGGCAGUGGCGAGGGGUGCGGGCAAGGACGAGGUGCUGGCUGCUGUGAAUGCACACAUGUCCGCCCUGGGCCGCGCCAGGGCGCAGGUGUUUGGGUGGCAGGACGCGUACGUGCUGUCCAAGGCCAUGGGGGAGAUGACACUGGGGGAGCAGCGCGGGGGAGCGCAGGUGGGGGAGGAGGAGGGGGGUGCAGGGGUGGUGCCCGUGGUGGUGGUGCGGCCGAGCAUAGUGGAGAGUGCGUUGUGUGAGCCCAUGGCAGGGUGGAUGGAGGGCAUGCGCAUGGCAGACCCCAUCCUCAUGGCAUAUGGCAAGGGUGCCAUGGCUGGCUUUCUUGCCGAUGGAGUGGCUGACAUUAUCCCAGUGGACUUCGUCGUGAAUGCCAUCUUGGCCGUCGCUGCCGACAAUGCCAAGCUGCCCCCACAGGCACCCCACGGCACCACCAUCAGCGCCACCGCCACCACCUCUGCGUCUGCCUCUGGGUACUGCCUGCCUCGUGUGUACCACGUGACAACCUCAGCGGCUAACCCUCUGCAUGUGAAGACCAUUGCCGAUGCUGCCACUGACCAUUUUGCUGCCAAGCCCAUGAAGCAGAAGGAUGGCUCGCCCAUUUCUGUCGCUCCGGCUAGGGUCUUCAAAUUCCCCAUGCUGUUCCUCCUGGACCUCUGGAUCCGAUACCAGCUCCCCAUGCUGGGCUCACAGCAGCAGCUGCGAUUCAACAGUGCGCGGGCCGUGCUCCUCACCUCGCCUCCUCUGGCUGCUUCCGUCCUGUCGGUUGAGGAACGCCUACGAAGGAGGGGAGAGGGACUUGACGAUACGCGCAAUCCUGCUCAUCGUUCGCCCUCGCACCGCAUAUCUGAGGACGGGUCGCCGCAGUUAGCGGUAGAGCUGCCUCUCGCGCACCUGUCGGACGCGGUCGCGGUGACGCUGGGCGAGUUCCUGGCGACGGCGUGUCCAGAGCUGCAUAUCGUGGACGUCAGCAGCGCAGACGCGGUACCCACCGUGAGCGGCCACGGCAUUCUCUUCCUGCUGCGCGCCGUGGGACCGCACCUGCAGCACGCCAACCUCUCCAACAUCCCGCUCGGCCGCGAGGCCUUCAGAGAUCUGUUCCAGCGCGGGCUGAACGCGCGCAGCCUGUGCUUCUCCUUCUGCCGCGUGCGCAAGCUCGACUUCGUGGGCGCGUUCCCGCGCCUGCGCUCCCUCGUGCUGGACCACAACCCCGCCAUCACGUGCCUCCCCGACGGCUGCUUCUCCAACGCGCCGUCGCUCACGUCGCUCUCGCUCUGCGCCACGGGCAUCUCGAACCUCUGGACCACUGUCGCCGCGCUAGCCAAGCUCCCCCUCUUGACGCAGCUCCGCUUUCAGCGGUGCAUGUGCUGCCGCGGCGACACGUCCGCGUGCGCGGAGCUUGCAGCGGGGCUGGCUGGCGAUGCCGCGGACGCGGACGAGGGCGCGCGGAGGGAGGUGGCGAGAGCAAAUGCUGGUGAUGGUGGUGCUGAUGAUGCUGGUGCUGGUGUUGGUCAACGGGAUGAGGACGUGGUGGAAAUACGGGCGUGGUUGGGCGAGGAAGAGGGGAACCUGGAGAACUUGGUGCGGGAGGGUAUGGAGAUGGAUGAGGUCAUGCGCGAGUGGGAAGCGCAGGGGCAGGCGGAGGGCGCUCUAGAUGCUGCGCUGGACUUGGCUGAGCAAGUAGGCAUGGGGUUCGGUGGCCCGGGGGAUGAAGAGCUCGGUAUGGUUGGCGAUGAGGACUUGAGGGGCGCGCAGGGUGAGGAGGAGGAGGAGGAGGAGGAGGAGGAGGAGGAGGAGGAGGAGGAGGAGGAGGAGGAGGAGGAGGAGGAGGAGGAGGAGGAGGAGGAGGAGGAGAUGUUUGACGGGGAUGCGAGUGAUGAGCGUCCAGAGGAAGAGGAGGAGAGCGACGAGGACGAGGAAGAGAGAGAACGCAGGGAUGGUGAGUUUCGCCACGUGGGCAUGCCAUGGCAGCAGGUUCUGUCUCGUGAAGCGAGGGGACUGAGGCAGGGAGGUGGAGAGCAGCAGGACGCAGCAGAAGCAACAACCGCGGGGAAUAAUGGCGGUGCAACAGGCGCGGGAGCUGAGGGUCUUGGCCCCAGAGCAGUCCCUCUGGGCCCAUCACCGCGCAUGCGUCCCGGUCGCCUUCACCAGCAUCAACCUCUGUUUCGGCCCAUUCCUGCUGUCCGCACUGCUGCUGCUGUGCCAGGUACAGGGGCCGCACAAGGCACGGGUCUGUUGGCCGAGCAACGGGGGGUGCUAACAGCAGCGGCACACGGAGCAGGGGAACAGACAGCAGGGACAGCAGCAACUGCCAGCGCGGACCCAGCAGGUCUGGGUGGGGCUGCAGGAGGCCCGUACGCCGCAGCGUCCAAUUUCCUGCACCACUCGUCGCCCAUCUGCCAUGUGCCGCACUACCGUGCGUUUGUGCUGUCGUCCCUGCCGCAUUUGGACGUUCUAGAUAACAUGGCGGUGAGGGAAGGCGAGCGCGCACAGGCGGAGGGCGAGUGCGAGAGCAGCUUUGAGCCGCUGCCGUACGGGCUGGGCAGCAUUGGUAACGUCGUGCACCUGCUGAGACGCAGAGAGAUCCGCGCCCCGCUCAGAGCACUCGCCUCUGUUGCUGCCCGCCCACUUCCCAGCCAGCAAAGCGUUUCCAAGGAAAAAUUGCCUCCUGUUGGUGCUGUAACUGGUACUGCUGUUGCUGGUGGUGGGGCUGUUGCUGGUGGUGCUGCUGUUGCUGCUUCUGCUGCCGCCACACCCGUCAUUGCGUCUUACACAGCAUCUUCUGACUGCGUGACUGGCAGCAGUGGCAGGCCUGCGGGAGGCGCAGCAACGGAGGAGCUGGUGGGGGGACAGCAACGGCAGCAAGACAGGGUCGCGGGCGUAUUGGGCAGUGGGAGCGGGGAUGGUGCUGACAGCCAACGAGUGGGGCAGACCGACAUGGAGUAUUCGUCGCAUGAUAGCGAGGGUGACGAAAAUGGUGAUGGCGAUGAUGGUGACGAGGAUGGCGGUGGUGCAGGGAGAGGCAAUGCGCGGUGUUGUGGGAAGGGCAAAGCACCUGUGGAGGAGCAGGACCCAGAAUCCGCCUCUGCACGUCUGUGGCGUGCUACAGCCGGAGCCAAGGGCGGUAGUGUGGAGGGCUACAGGCGCGCUCUAGGAGCCAACCGAGUGGGCUGUAGCAGCUGGCCCGCCAGCCGCCCCAUGACCUGCCCUCUGCGCAACGCAGGGCUGGACGCUCCCAGAACGAUGUCGUCGAGCCUGCGGCCACGGCAGUUUGAGUACCAUCCAACGGAGGCGCAUCUGAUGGUGUUUGGCACGCUGCACGGGGAUGUGGUGGUACUCAACCACGAGUCAGACCGCCUCGUGGGCCACGUGCAGUCCGUUGGUGCCCCACACUCCAUUCUUGGCCUCUGCUGGCUCAACAAACAUCCCAACAGGCUAAUAGGCGGGUGUGACAACGGGUCCAUCCAGCUGUACGACGUGGAGCGCAUGCGCGCCUGUCUCGUCGCUGCCAUCGGCCGCUCCGCUGCCGCCGCAGCCAGCACCAGCGGCGCCAGCAGCAGCGGCACAGGCAGCAGCGAUGGCAGCAGCGUGGGUGGCGGCAGUGCAAGUGCACUGACUGGCAGUGGCGGGCGAGGUGCCACCACAGCAGCAGCAGCAGCAGCAGCAGCAGCAGCAGCGGCAGUAGCACCGGCGGACUUGACCACCCCUCCGGCUGUGCUGGCAGCGCCAGCAGCUGGUGCAGGACGCACAGGAGGUCUGGUGUCAGACAGUCCGCUUGGUCUUGGUGGUUCUGCAAGUGGAAGCUCUCCUGUGACUCCUGGACGGUUGCGGCACCCUGCCAUCCACACAUAUGAUGAGUUUGAGCAGCUCACGUCCGUGCAUGUCAACUGCACUGAUGACCUCUUCCUCGCCAGCGGGUACUCGAACCACGUGGGGCUGUACGACCUGCACACGGGGCGGCGGCUGCACACGCUGCACAACCUGCACCGCGAGCACAUCAACGUGCUCAAGUUUGCCCACCACUCGCCGCACGUCUUCGCCACCUCCUCCUUCGACCGCCACGUCAAGCUCUGGGACGCGCGUCAGCGCAUCUCGUCCUCGUCUGGGGGCGGGUUCGGGGGGCUGUUUGCGCAGGGGCGGGAGAGCGUGCGGCCGAUUUACUCUGUGCGCAGUGACCGUGGCAAUGUGAUGGUGUGCUUCAGCCCUGAUGAUCAGUUCCUGCUGUCCUCUGCUGUUGACAAUGAGGUGCGGCAGCACAUAGCAGUGGAUGGUCGGCUGCAGCAGCGGUUUGAGAUAGCGGCGCUGGGCAGUGCGCACAACUACACGCGGUCCUACUACAUGAACGGGCGUGACUACAUUGUAUCAGGCAGCUGCGAGGAGAACGUGGUGCGCAUCUGCUGCGCUAAAACCGGUCGCCGCCUCCGCGACAUCCCCCUGGAGGGCAAGGGCGGCAAGAGCUCCCUCUACGUGCAAUCUCUGCGAGGAGACCCCUUCAGGGACUUCCAUCUGUCGGUGCUCGUGGCCUACAGCCAGCCCAACUCCCCCUCAGACAUUGUCAAGGUGAAUCUAGUGGCGGGUCCUCCGCACCGAAAGGGCCUAGACUUUCAGACUCGGCCGUUGGCGUCAGUGGGUGCGUAG